CCCACAUGCGCACGCUCCUUUAACCCAGGGUUCUUGAAGUCUGCGCCUAUGGCGGGAGAGUUGCCGGUGUAGAAGGAUCCCGGGGCGUGGGUAAAGGACGUGAAGAAGAUGCAGCUGCAAGGAAGAGCAUGAGCAAGGGUCACCGGGCUGGGAAAAAGUCACAUGCCCUAAUCAACGUCGAAAACCCUGGCACAUGGCUUCUUUUCUGGUAAAAUCUAGCGAGGCGAGAUCCAUGUGGCCUUGUGGGUGGGUGUGUGUUCCUGCUGCGACUAUCAUGCCUCCGGGACAAAGCGAGACCACCAAAGACAUGGGGAUCGUGGAACAGGUCCGAAACCCCAGAUUUGGACAUGAACGACGCGGCCUAAGCGAGUGGCCUAGUCUGACUGACGGCCCCAUGAUUGGGCUCAUCGACUGUGACGGCGUAAACAUUCAUCCCGUGGGUUGCUGGUCAUGGCCAAUGCCACUCAAGUGCGCUUUUCACCGACCACCGAGGUCAUUCAGCCGGGCAGAGAGAGGCAGGAACUCUGUGCGGAAACUUCCGCUUGCCUUUGCGAUGACGAGGCCUGUUAGACGAAUCGGCCCGAGGCUCCUAUCGACAACUAUAGCCCCUGGAAUAAGACUCUGUGACUUGGAUCGCGAGUGGUUCCCCAUGGGUCUCCUAGGCCGGGCAAGACCGGACGGCCCCAGAGCAUUUCUGGGGGUGGGAUAGCCCUAACAGUACUUGGGUUUGGCCAGAGCAGGGUGUGACAACCAGAAUCUGGACAAACACUUGGAAUGAAUUGCCCAAAAUGGCAACAAGAGGGGCCAAGAGGCUUGACCAGCCGAGAACACGUAUCAAGGACCAAAGGGUCGGCUCCGAACCCCGCCGUCAGCAUCGUGCUUGCUCCGGAACCUGCUUGGGUGGAAAUUGAUGAUUGGAUAGCAUGGGCUGCCGGCCCUGUCACCACGUCAGCAUGGUGGACUUAUCUCGAGUGGCUUCGGUUGGCCUGUGCCGCAGAGUAAGUGGUCGUGGCUCGUAUGGGCAGUCACUGCAGCCAGAGAGGGCGCCUUUGAUGAGAGUCUCAAAAGAAAGAGCAAU
This is a messenger RNA of Microdochium trichocladiopsis, 1078 nucleotides long. RefSeq lists its product as uncharacterized. The record is from RefSeq and is a predicted model, not a curated record. The transcript has a single exon. NCBI's taxonomy places the organism in Eukaryota, Fungi, Ascomycota, Sordariomycetes, Xylariales, Microdochiaceae. Bases 194 to 709 code for a protein of 171 amino acids.